Molecule: messenger RNA, 1012 nt
Organism: Octodon degus (degu)
Lineage: Eukaryota; Metazoa; Chordata; Mammalia; Rodentia; Octodontidae
Gene: Gsg1l
Product: GSG1 like
Exons: 7
Coding region: 1-984 (327 amino acids)
Cellular component (GO): plasma membrane
Source: RefSeq, a predicted model, not a curated record
AUGAAGACGAGCCGCCGCGGCCGAGCGCUCCUGGCCGUGGCGCUCAACCUGCUGGCGCUGCUCUUCGCCACCACCGCCUUCCUCACCACGUACUGGUGCCAGGGCACGCAGCGGGUGCCCAAGCCGGGCUGCGGCCAGGGCGCGGGCGCCAACUGCCCCAACUCGGGCGCCAACGCCACGGCCAACGGCACCGCGGCCCCCGCCGUCCCCGCCGCGGAGCACGGCGCCCCGGGCGGCGCGCUCUACAGCUGGGAGACCGGCGACGACCGCUUCCUCUUCAGGAAUUUCCACACCGGCAUCUGGUACUCCUGCGAGGAGGAGCCCGGCGGGCUGGGAGAAACAUGCCGCAGCUUCAUUGACCUGGCCCCAGCAUCCGAGAAAGGGGUGCUCUGGCUGUCGGUGGUCUCUGAGGUGCUCUACAUCCUCCUGCUGGUGGUGGGCUUCAGCCUCAUGUGUCUCGAGCUCUUCCACUCCAGCAGCGUCAUCGACGGGCUCAAGCUCAACGCCUUUGCAGCCGUCUUCACGGUGCUUUCAGGUCUCCUGGGGAUGGUGGCCCACAUGAUGUACACGCAGGUGUUCCAGGUCACCGUGAGCCUCGGCCCUGAAGACUGGAGACCGCACUCCUGGGACUAUGGGUGGUCCUUCUGCCUGGCGUGGGGCUCCUUUACCUGCUGCAUGGCAGCCUCUGUCACCACUCUCAACUCCUACACCAAGACAGUCAUUGAGUUCCGGCACAAGCGCAAGGUAUUUGAGCAGGGAUACCGGGAGGAGCCGACCUUCAUAGACCCAGAGGCCAUCAGGUACUUCCGGGAGAGGAUUGAAAAGGGGGAUGGAAGCGAGGAGGAGGACUACCGCUUGGACUGCCGCCAUGAGAGAUACCCCACCCGACAUCAGCUGCACAUGGCGGAUUCCUGGCCCCGGAGUUCAGCACAGGAGGUGCCAGAGCUGAGCCGCCAGUGCUGGGUCCUGGGGCACUGGGUGUGAGGAGACGCAGCCCGGCCCCCAGAGCUCC